Messenger RNA from Eupeodes corollae, 593 nucleotides. RefSeq names its product enoyl-CoA hydratase domain-containing protein 3, mitochondrial-like. NCBI's taxonomy places the organism in Eukaryota, Metazoa, Arthropoda, Insecta, Diptera, Syrphidae. The coding region runs from base 45 to 572 and encodes 175 amino acids. Gene Ontology annotation, cellular component: mitochondrion. The record is from RefSeq and is a predicted model, not a curated record. The transcript is spliced from 2 exons. Gene Ontology annotation, molecular function: hydro-lyase activity.
UGUGUUUUUUUGGAUUAUCCUUGUUUUUUCGUUUGACUUUUGAAAUGAUGAGCUAUAUUUCGAGAAAUUCUUCUUUAGCAAGAAUCUUACACUCUGUACGUUUUGUAAACACUUCAAGUUCGAAGUCACCUGUUGAAAACGAUGUUUUGACAAUUGUUUCUGAAAACAAUGGAGUUCUAAAAAUUCAGCUUAACAGACCGAAAACAAGGAACCCUCUUUCCAUGGCAAUAAUGGAAUCGAUUCUUAAUGGAAUAACUAAAAACGUAAGUGAUGAAGCACUGCGUUGUAUUGUCAUUUCAUCAACCGGUCCCGUUUAUUCCGCUGGUCAUAAUUUAAAUAAAUUGAAACCUGAAAAAGGUCCUGAUUGUCAACGUGAAGUCUUCGAUAAAUGUGCAGAGUUGAUUCAUAAAAUACCAAAAGCUCCUGUGCUAAUCAUAGCUAAAGUCGAUGUCUUAGCGGCUGCAGCAGGUUUUGUUAUGCCUCGAAUGAAGUCAUCUUAUAUGCUUUUCACAGGAUUUUCAAUAAGUGCCAAAGACGCUUAUAUAUCAGGGCUGGUGAGUGCAGUAUGCUAAAAUGAUAAGCUAGUUGAAGAA